AUGGACGCUGGAAUGGCACGCACGCAGAGAAAUGUAAACAUUUUAUUGCGAAGUGUGCAGACUGCGCAGGGACUGGAGGUUACCACAAACACACGUGUGAAGGUACGUGAGAUUUCAAUUGAAGGGCCAACCUAUGGUAUCAUGAAACUCGCCGACCUAACAUGGACUGAGUUUUAUUCGAGACCAGACCAGACGGUUUCGAAACGCCCGAGUUCUGUGGUGAAAUUCAUACAGCCGAGUAAGAAGGUUGUGCCCAAUACGAACGUACCAGGUAAUGGUCAAGACUCUUAUACGGGAACGAGGAAAAAUAAAGGGAACAAAGGUGGAGGCAGAGGUGGCCAGAAGAACAAGCAUGUACAAGGUACUGAUGGUCACAAGAACCAUGCCAAUACUUGCGGGACCUUGGACAACAAUUCUAUUCAGGCAGCCGAACCUCAUAAGCCAAAAUAUAAGGAGACCAAGGACUGUGCUGAGGCCGAUUGCAGCUGGCGCAUGACCCAACGUGAGCUGAAUGGACGCUGGAAUGGCACGCACGCAGAGAAAU
Messenger RNA from Sphaeroforma arctica JP610, 544 nucleotides. RefSeq lists its product as hypothetical. The annotation marks the transcript as partial. The record is from RefSeq and is a predicted model, not a curated record. Lineage: Eukaryota; Ichthyosporea; Ichthyophonida. The transcript has a single exon.